AUGGUUCGCUUUGCUCUCCUCUCUGCAGCACUUGUUGCCAUCCUCCCCGUGGCAUUCGCCUCACCCGUGGCGGAUGAAGCCACACUCGACAAGCGUGUUACUCAUGAAGGUUGGUGGAUGGAGAUCACGUACAAUGGGAUCACGCAGUACGGGAAGACUCGUGACGAAUGCGAGGCUUGUGGCGAGUACGAUAUCGACCUCAGCCCGUCUCUGUUCGAAGGCUUCGCCGACCUGAGUGUAGGGAAGUUGGAGGGUGUCGAAUGGCACUUCAUGAACAAGGACUGGUCUCCGUGA
This is a messenger RNA of Fibroporia radiculosa, 294 nucleotides long. RefSeq lists its product as uncharacterized. The coding region runs from base 1 to 294 and encodes 97 amino acids. The record is from RefSeq and is a predicted model, not a curated record. Lineage: Eukaryota; Fungi; Basidiomycota; Agaricomycetes; Polyporales; Fibroporiaceae. The transcript is spliced from 3 exons.